AGCAGCGCUGGAGAAAGCGGACAAGCGGACCCAGACGGAGCUGAGGGGAGCGGCGCGCCUGGGCUGAGGCGAGUGCAGAGCAGAGAGUGCGCCGGGAGAGCAGGUCGGGGCUACUCCGCCUCGGGUCUACGUGGUCCCCAGGUCAACACCGCAAGUGCUCAGGGCAAAAGCUGCCCCAUGAAGCCGCCCUCGGUGCAGAGCAGCUCCGCGGCGGCCGCAGCUGCAGCCCCGGCCUUAGACUCUGCCGCCUUGGGCGAUCUGACUGAUGCGCUGUGCGAGUUCGACGCGGUGCUGGCCGACUUCUCCUCACCCUUCCAGGAGCGCCACUUCCACUACGAGGAGCACCUGGAGCGCAUGAAGCGACGGAGCAGCGCCAGUGUGAGCGACAGCAGCGGCUUCAGCGACUCCGAGAGUGCAGGUUCGCUUUGCAGGAACAGUUUCAGCUUCAGUGAUGAAAAACUGAAUUCUCCAACAGACUCAACCCCGACUCUGCUCUCUCCCUCUGUCACUCCUCGAAAAGCCAAACUAGGAGACACGAAAGAGCUAGAAGACUUUAUUGCUGACCUUGACAGGACAUUAGCAAGUAUGUGAAACAAGAAGUUAUGGGCCCUUGUAUCAAAGCUCCAAGGACCUGGUAAAAUCAGCUACAGAAUUUGCUGCCAGAGGUGAUGGGGACAAGUGUUUAUUGCUACCAGGCCAUUCUCAGGCUCAUCUCCAGGCAAUGUAGAUGGCGAAACUGACUUUGUUUACCUGCUUGUAGCGAAUUAGAACAGACAUCCCAUGCUAAUACUGUAUUUUCUCUAAAAACAUAGCUUACCUAUAAUUUAAAGUGCUUUUAUGAAGAUAUUUGUAAUUAAUUAUAUAUAGUCGGAAACAAUAAUAUGCUUUUCCCAUUAUAAUAUAUUUUUGUAUACAAAUAAAAAUUGAA
Condylura cristata (star-nosed mole) is the source of this 928-nucleotide messenger RNA. RefSeq names its product regulator of cell cycle (gene RGCC). Lineage: Eukaryota; Metazoa; Chordata; Mammalia; Eulipotyphla; Talpidae. Gene Ontology annotation, cellular component: cytoplasm. The record is from RefSeq and is a predicted model, not a curated record. Gene Ontology annotation, biological process: regulation of cell cycle. Bases 178 to 591 code for a protein of 137 amino acids. Gene Ontology annotation, molecular function: protein kinase activator activity; protein kinase binding. The transcript has 5 exons.